This is a messenger RNA of Dentiscutata erythropus, 1269 nucleotides long. NCBI's taxonomy places the organism in Eukaryota, Fungi, Glomeromycota, Glomeromycetes, Diversisporales, Gigasporaceae. The record is from the annotation of a GenBank genome assembly.
AUGAAUUCAUUUGGAAAUGAUAAUAUCAUUUAUAUUGAUUCCCCAUCUCCUUCUAUCGAUCAAAUUGUAACGGAAGAUGAAGAAUCUAUGAUAGAAGACUUUAAUUCAAUGCCUCUGUGUCUCCCAACCAGUUCAUCAACUACCCCUUUGAAUUCUCCUCCACCAAAUUUUAACUCAAGAAAAUUAAAUAAACGGUCUAUCAAUUUAUCUGAUUCCAUUUUAGAUAAACCAUCUAAAAAAUCAAAAGAUUACUCUGAAUAUGUCGCACGAGGUUACUUAUGUCUUGCUAAAUUCAGAGAAUGGAAAAAUAAUGAUGGUUCAUAUUUUCCGAUAUCUGUGAUGAAUUUAUGUAAUUAUUUACGGGUCAAGAUGUUAACUAAUAAUGUAAAAAGUUUGGAUUGGAAUAUUAACGCCCUUAGCAAAUAUCAAAAAAAUGUUUUAAAUAUUCAAAAUUGGACCGAUGUAAAAUUUCAUAAAGAUGUUAAAGAUUUAAUGGAUCAAAUUCGGGAAGAUAAGAUGAAAGAUGAUAAUAUAAAAAAAAAAGUUGAUGAGACUAGCUCUAAUAUUGAAAGAACGAAAGAGAAAGAUACAGCUUCUAGUAGAAUUAUUCCGAUUUUUGAUCCUGCAAGUGUUACCAGUAUUGCUCCAUUUCCAUUUCCGAUUCCGCAGAUACAAUUUCCUUGUGUUGAUAUACCUUACGUUAUUAAAUAUAUACCCGAUUGUAACUUUAUAAACAUGUUCCCAACUCAAAAAUCUUUGGACGAAAGAUCUGAGGUUUCUUACACCAUGUCAUCUACUAACAGCGACACUUCUCAAAUACCAAUUACAGAAGAACCUGUGAUUUCUCAAAUACCAAUUACAGAAGAAUCUGUGAUUUCUCUAAUUUCUACGCAAGAUGUUGUGGAUGUUUCUUCAGCUCAAAUAGAUUACUACCCGCAAAUUUUUACGGUAUCUCACAAAGAUCAUUGGAAAGGAAACGAUGAGCAAAAAGAGCAAAAAGAGAUCCAAGAAGAUGUGAAUGAACCUGAAAGUUUUAAAUCUUGCUACGAAAGAUCUCUUUCUAUUCUUAAAUCAUUAUAUGAAGAUCAUUGUGACUUUCAUCCUGAUGGUUGUGUUUUGCUACCAGAUGAUCUUCAUUUCGUUCUUAAUGAUACGCUUUAUCGUCAUUGGGCUUUAUUAUGCGCGUCAGGUGAUGAUUUUGUCGAAACGGAAUUACCGGUUUCAAAUGAAUUGGAAGAAUUUUCCAAGAGUCAUGCUGUCAAAAUUUAA